Messenger RNA from Prionailurus viverrinus (fishing cat), 3725 nucleotides. It is a transcript of the gene CR1L, whose product is annotated as complement C3b/C4b receptor 1 like. The coding region runs from base 266 to 2914 and encodes 882 amino acids. The transcript has 19 exons. NCBI's taxonomy places the organism in Eukaryota, Metazoa, Chordata, Mammalia, Carnivora, Felidae. The record is from RefSeq and is a predicted model, not a curated record.
CAAGGAAACGAAGCAUCACCAGCUUUUGCUCCUGCGGAGGGCUCCCGACGGUGGUCGUGGGAGCGAAACUCGUUAGAAACGUUGCAAAUUAGUAGUAAACAGGCCCUCGCCCCUUAAGGGGAAGCUGCGGUCAAAGUCUUCUUUCCGCCCCUCCCAGCUGCGCUCUCCACACUCCGCAGCGCUGGGAGCGAGCGCGUUGCCUCUCAUCUCCCCGCUGCGCUCUCUGCUGCGCUUUCCUUCGAGGUCGCACCUCUUCCUGGAGAGGAUGGGAGCCUCUUCUCGGAGGAGCCCGCAGCCUCUCGGGCCGCCGGCGCCCCCUCUCUCCCGCUCCGGAGGAGCCCUCCUCGCGGUUCUGCUGCUGCUCAAGCUGCCGGCGGCCUGGGGUAAUUGCAAAGCCCCGGCACAGCUCCCGUUUGCCAGGCCUACAGAACCGAUUGAGAAGUUUGAGUUUCCCAUUGGGGCAUCUUUGAACUACAUAUGCCGCCCUGGUUACUACAAGAAACAGUUCCGUAUCACCUGCCAAGAGAACUUGACCUGGUCAAGUGCUGAACACAAAUGUGAACGUAAAUCAUGUGGAACUCCUCCAGAACUCAUAAAUGGCAGAAUGACCAUAAACGGAGACACCAAGUUUGGAUCAACUGUUAAUUAUGCUUGUAAUGAAGGAUACCGACUCAUUGGUCAGCCCUCUAGCACGUGCCUCAUCUCGGGUAAUACUGUCGUCUGGGAUAACAACCCACCUACUUGUGAAAGAAUUCCUUGUGGGCCGCCCCCAAACAUUGCCAAUGGAAGUUUCACUAGCAUCAACAGAGAAUAUUUUCCAUACGGGACGGUGGUGACCUAUCGCUGCAAUUCUGGACAGAGAGGGAAAAAGCCGUUUGAGCUUGUGGGCCAGCCGUCAAUAUAUUGCACCAGCAAAGACAACCGCGUCGGCACAUGGAGCGGCCCUCCCCCUCAGUGCAUUAUACCUAAUAAAUGCACACCUCCGGAAAUUGAAAAUGCAGUAAUAGUAUCUGAGCGCAAAACCUUAUAUUCCUUAAAUGAAAUCGUGGUGUUUAUGUGUGAGUCCGGCUUUGACAUGAAAGGACCCUCCAGUGUGAAAUGCCAACCUCGAAACAGAUGGGAGCCACAGCUGCCAAGCUGCUCUAGGCUAUGUGCGCCGCCUCCAGAAAUUCCGCAUGGUAAGCCCACCCCAAGCGACAAGGACAGUUUUUCCCCUGGGCAGGAAGUAUUCUACAGUUGUGAGCCUGGCUAUGAUCUCAGAGGGACUGCUUCUGUGCGCUGUACGCCCCAGGGAAACUGGAGCCCAGCAGCCCCUACAUGUGCAGUGAAAUCAUGUGAUGACUUCCUGGACCAACUCCCUAACGGUCGUGUGCUCUUUCCACUUAAUUUCCAGCUUGGGGCAAAAGUGUCCUUCAUUUGCAAUGAGGGGUUCCGUUUAAAGGGAAGUUCUGCUAGUUACUGUACCUUGGUUGAAAUGAAAAGCCUUUGGAACAACAGUGUUCCUGUGUGUGAGCAAAUCUUUUGUCCAAGCCCUCCAUCUAUCCUUAAUGGGAGCCACACCAGAACUCCUCAGGGAGACGUUCCCUAUGGAGAGGAAAUUACUUAUAUGUGUGACCCCAGCUCGGCCAGAGGGAUGACCUUCAACCUCGUCGGGGAGAGCACCAUCCGCUGCACAAGUGACGGUGAAGGGAAUGGGAUUUGGAGCGGCCCUGCCCCUUCCUGUGAACCUGCUGGUCCUGCUGGUUACUGUAAAGCCCCAAAACAGUUUCCAUUUGCCAAGCCUACAACUCAGACUGAUGAAUCUGAGUUUCCAGUUGGGACAUCUUUGACUUUUAAAUGUUCCCCUGGGUAUUUUGAGUCUACGUUUUCUAUCACCUGCUUGGAAAACUUGGUCUGGUCCAGUGCCGAAGAUACGUGUAGACGAAAAUCAUGUGGAGCUCCUCCAGAACCCUUCAAUGGCAUGGUACAUAUAAACACAGACACCCAGUUUGGAUCAACAGUGAAUUAUUCUUGUAAUGAAGGGUAUCGACUCGUUGGCUCCCCUUCUGCAGCUUGCCACCUCUCAGGCAAUACUGUCACUUGGGAUAAGGAAACACCUAUUUGUAAGAAAAUCUUUUGUCCAAGUCCUCCAUCUAUCCCUAAUGGGAACCACCCCAGAACUUCUCAGGGAGACGUUCCCUAUGGAGAGGAAGUUACUUACAUGUGUGAACCCCGCUCAGCCAGAGGGAUGACCUUCAACCUCGUCGGGGAGAGCACCAUUCGCUGCACAAGCGACGGUGAAGGGAACGGGAUUUGGAGCGGCCCUGCCCCUUACUGUGAACUUGCUGGUCCUGCUGCAUGCCCACAUCCACCCAGGAUCCACAAUGGGCAUUACAUUGGAGGACAUCCAUUUCCAUAUCUUCCUGGGAUGACGGUCAGCUACACUUGUGACCCAGGCUACUUGUUGGUGGGAAGGAACUUCAUCUUCUGCACAUACCUGGGAACCUGGAGCCAUUUUGAACAUUACUGCAGAGAGGCAAAAUGUAGACUCCCAGCGCAUAUGAAUGGAAUCCGGAAGGACGUGGAAAUGAGAAAAGUCUAUCACCAUGGAGAUAAUGUAACUUUUGAGUGUGAAGAAGGGUAUACUCUGAAAGGUAGUCCCCAGAGCCAGUGCCAGGCAGAUAACACAUGGGACCCUCCUCUGGCCAUAUGUGCAUCUAGCACACACGAUGCUCUCAUAGCUGGCAUUUUCUUUGGCACGAUCUUCUUUCUUUUACUCAUCAUCGUGGCCGGUUGGAUAAUUGUGAAGCACAAACAAGGCAAAACUACAGAUGAAAAAUGUAAGGAGAGUAUCCAUUUACACCCUCAAGAAGACAGCGGUGUAAGUCCUCAAACUGUGCAAACAAAUCAGGAGAACAGCAGUGUCCUACCUUGACAAAGUAUAUAAAGCUGGAGAACACCUCGAAUUAAAAUGUUGGUCGGGAAGGAAGCGAUUCAUUUCAACAGAAUAAGAUGUGAAACGCAUAAAAUCUCAACUGGAAGUGACCUCACAGAGAUGCAAGUAUGUGCACUUGAAGAUGCCGAAGUGCCCCCGGAAUCUAGGAAAAGCUCCCUCCUCUUAGUUUGGAUUACUGUCACUCCUUCACCCUCUGUCCUUGUGCUCAAAGCACACACCAUCCAUUUAGGGGAAAAGACUGCCCUUGGGCUAUAUAAAUAGCCUCACUUACUUAAAGGACAAAGGGGUUGCCUAGGAUCUUGGUUUACCAGUUUGUAUUUUCCUUUCUUAUUUUCAAAUGUCCUACUACGGAAUGGGCUUAUUAACGAGAAUUUGAAAAUCCAAAGGGAAGAUGUGAAAAACAAAUAAGUCACAGAGAAUUACACUACUCUGUGAAACCGCUGGUAAUAUUUUGAUUUUUCUGCUAACCUUUGAUUUUUUGCUAACCUUUGUUCAUGUAUGUUUCUUUAUACACAAGUCUUACUUAAAUAGUUAGGUUUUCUGUUAUAGAGCAAAAUCUCCUCCUAUUAGACUGAGUAAAAUAUAGCUAUAUCAGUUUUUACUUUCCUUAGAAAAAAGGAUAUUUCUGUUUAUUAAAAAUACAUUAAAUGUUUCUGGAGAAGAGGUUUUCAAGAGAAAUAUCUGAAACAAUGAGUUUUGGAUAUUCCUAAGUUGAUUUUCAAAAGCACUUUUACUCUAUUCUUUACCAAAACAUAAGUAUUUUAAAUAAAAGAAUAAUUUUAUUAUAAAA